Messenger RNA from Plasmopara halstedii, 480 nucleotides. Its product is annotated as peptide deformylase. The coding region runs from base 1 to 480 and encodes 159 amino acids. Gene Ontology annotation, molecular function: peptide deformylase activity. The transcript has 4 exons. Gene Ontology annotation, biological process: peptidyl-methionine modification; N-terminal protein amino acid modification. The record is from RefSeq and is a predicted model, not a curated record. Gene Ontology annotation, cellular component: mitochondrion. Lineage: Eukaryota; Oomycota; Peronosporomycetes; Peronosporales; Peronosporaceae.
AUGACACUUGUAUUUCUUGGAAACUCUGCGUUACGCAGAGUGUCAAAGUCUGUGGCUGAUGUGCGUGCUCCCGCUGUUCGAAGACUAUUUGAAGAAUUGGAAAAAGAAGUUCGCGUAGAGGCUGGCGUGGGGAUUGCAGCACCUCAACUUGCACACAACCUGCAAGCAACCACGCGUGACUUUGAGGGCUGUCUGAGUGUUCCUGGCUAUCAAGGUAUUGUUCGACGUGCCAACAUGAUUCGAGUACAGUACGAUGAUUUAAAAGGCCGCAAAAUUCAGAAAACUUUGAAUGACUUUCCUGCUCGUAUAUUUCAACAUGAGUUGGACCAUCUUAACGGCGUCAUGUACCUGGAUCGUAUGGAAGUUGGCAGUCUUAUUCACAACGAGGAGUUUGAGGCGAUGGAGUGGCUUGAUGUACAAAAGCUACUCCUUCAAGAUCCUCCUGCCAUUCCACCUCUUGUGAAUGCUACCAACGAGUAA